Molecule: messenger RNA, 1960 nt
Organism: Diachasma alloeum
Lineage: Eukaryota; Metazoa; Arthropoda; Insecta; Hymenoptera; Braconidae
Product: protein C12orf4 homolog
Exons: 9
Coding region: 136-1791 (551 amino acids)
Cellular component (GO): cytoplasm
Source: RefSeq, a predicted model, not a curated record
UCAACUCAUUGAAAAGUGAAUUGAACUGUCAAAAUUGACAAUCAUGACCGAAAAUAAAUCAUAAAUAAUGUGAUUCGAAUCCAGUGAUCUUUGAUCUCAUUGAAAUUUUCCACCAGUACAACUGAUAAAUAAAAAAUGGCAGAGGAUCCAUUCGUCGAAAAGCUCUUCGUCUUCAAAUUUCCCACGUGCACAACGAACGAAGACUACACCCUGGAAAUUCCGAUAAAAAUACCCUAUCGUGGCAAUGUCACAGAGUUCGCCUAUCGAAUAAUGUCGUCAUUCAAGCUGCCCCCGUACGUAGAAACAGACCUGAUGAAUUCACUCGAUGAAACCGUGGACAAAUGGACUCAGGAGUAUUACGACGAGCGAGACGACAAACUGAUUGAUGCUGCGAUCAAUGGGGAACUCGAUGUUGAGAGGAUAGUGAAGGAUUGGGAGAAGGCGUACAAGACGAAGACGGUCGAGUACGCCGAGCCCAUUGGGACCACUGACGAGGAGCUUUUCGCUGCUGCCUAUCACAGGCUCGUACACUCGCCUUCCUUGGAGCCUAUUCUCCAGGCUGAGCAUAAAUAUGGGAAGGACGUCACCGAAGUUAUUCAGAUAAGGGAUGGGGAAUACGAACAGCUGACGCAAAAACAAACUGACGAGAUGAAAGUGGCAGUCGAGGCCCUGGAGGCAGGAUCCACUGAGAGAUCAAUAAACGAAAUGGCAGCGAGACACUUUGAGGAACAAAGUUUAUUGCAAGGUCACUGGGGUUCGAGAGUUGACGCGCUUAAAUUGGAACAACGUCGUCAAUAUCGUAAUUGGAUCAUGAGAUUACUCGAGGAACAGCAGACUAAUAUGUUACCAACACCGGUCGAAUCUCCAAUGGUACCAAUGCCUCUAGUACCCGAGCUCUUAUCAAAUAACGAUAAUAAGACAGUCAAAAACACCUCAGACCUCCCACAAUUGGAAGAAAGCUUCACGAUACAUCUAGGCUCUCAAAUGAAGCAGAUGCAUAACAUCAGGAUUUUGACAGGAGAUGUUCUAGAUUUUUGUAGAACGAAAAAUAAUGGAAACAUGGAGCCAACUCCACAAAGAUUACAGACAGCUCUCGGAUUAUACUCCAACGACCUUUGUGGCCUAGUUCUUCUGAGUGACAAUCAUUUGGGAAGCUACUCUGGCAUCACCAAAGAGCUGAGUUCUAUCUGUCAACUGACUACUGAAUUUCAUUUCCCUCCGAUCGACGAGCAACUGGAAAAAAUCAAGGAGGAUGUCAAAGAGGCUGUUGCGUGGAGGCAGACGCACCAUCGAGAGGGGAGUGAUAAUCAGGUCAAAAAAUCAACGUCUAGUAGAUCGCUGCAGACUGGCGAUGUUUUUAUCACGAGGCAUUCUAAUUUGGCGCAAGUUCAUGUCGUCUUUCAUAUGGUUGUCAACGAUUCAUUACGUUCAGGAGAUAUCAACUCAAGACAUCCGGCCAUUUUGGGGCUGAGGAAUAUUCUGAAAACAGCUUGUGUUAAUGACGUUACAACGAUCACGAUUCCAGUAUUACUUGUCCAUGAAAUGACAGAAGAUAUGACUGUCGCCUGGUGUACAAAACGUGCAGAGCUUGUAUUCAAAUGUGUGAAAGGAUUUAUGAUAGAAAUGGCCUCUUGGGGAGGGGCUGAACUAAAAAAUCUACAGUUUCUAGUUCCAAAGGGAAUGUCUGAAGAAGUUUUUGGUACACUAGCUACAAUGCUCCCAAGUAUAUUCCGAGUAUCAAAUCCACUGGUUUUCAAGGCGAAUGGUGCUCCAAACACACCGAAGAAAUGAAUUCUCAAAUUAAUUAAUUCCAAUUAUCAGAAAUGUUUUUUCUUCUCGAAUUGAUAUAUGCAUUUAUUUUGCUAUAAGGUAUCGCCUCGUUUGCUCAAAAUUGAACAAUUUCUUGCGAUGAAUGUGAUAAGAUGCCUGUUUAAUAAAUAAAUAUAUAAUUAAAAAACAA